AUGACCAUGGAGGACGUGGCGCACUCUGGCGGCCCACCCACCCCGUGCGCCGACGUCGCCGCCGUGCAGCAGUUCACGAGCUUGAGCGGUCUCGGGCACGCGGCCCUGAUUGCCAGGGUGAACAGUGCAGCCCUAGCGAACUUCGACGACGAGAGCGACAGCUCGCUGCGGGCCCACCUCGACGACGUCGAGUCGAAGUGGGAGUUCUGGUGCCGCCUCGUACGCCAGGACACCGGCCUGGACGUGCUGCGGCAGCAGGUGGAGAAAGCGGAACAAAUGCUGCGCGCUGGUGGGGACACGGCCAGCUUCAGCAACAUUCGCGAGGACCUGCUCGAGAAGUUCUUUGAUUUGAGCCCAGAGCGCCUCAAGGAGCUCUACGAGAGCCACGCGCAAGGCGGGCUCUUCUCCAAGGAGGCGCUCCGGGAGGCCCUGCAAAGCUGCGAGCUCCAUGGGAUCGACGAUGGGGCGCUAGACACGCUGCUGUACGAGGUGAGUGCUGACAGGAGGGACCACAUCCAUCUGCCCGAGUUCGAGAGCCUGCUCACCAGGCUGAAGCUGGCACAGCUGCUCGGUGGGAGCCGCUUCCAGAAUCGGCGCUUGGGUGGUGGCAACGUCCUCGAGAACAUGACGAUCCUGGAGUUCAGCCCUAAGGAGGCGAGGGAGUGCAGGGCGAGAGCGAUCGAUUUUUUCUUCGGUCACAGACCCCCUGAGUUCCCGAUGCGGUGGGUGCACCUGGGCAGCUGCGACUUAACGCUGCUGCUCGCCCUCAUGGUGAAGUAUCAGCUCCACCCCCUCAGCGUCGAGGACACUAUCGACCAGAGCUCAACCAGGUAUGACAGGUACGGCGUGCAUUCCUUUGUGGCGGUGGAGUACCUCUGCCUGGCGGACAAGUGUGAGCCAGCGGAAGCGGCUCUGGAGCCAGUGCAGGUGUUGGGUCGUCAUCUGACGAUCUUCUGCGCAGGGCCACCUCACCUAGACACGGUGAUUACAGUCGCUCAGCCGGACAGGACGUUCGAGCAGGACUGGCCCGGCGACCUGCCCACGGGCGGUGAGAACGGGGUGGAGUGGCUACAGGAUAUACGCAGGCGCUUGUAUGCGCCAAGGUCACGUACUCGACAGCGCAAGGCGGAAUUUCUCACGUACGAGAUUAUUGAUUGCUGCUCCGACGAUCUCAUAAGGGUCUGCAGAGCGUACCACCUAAGACUGAGCCGGCUCGAGGAGUGGCUCGACAAGAAGUGGUUGAAGCCUUCCGACGGCACCAGAGGGUCCUGGGGCACGGAGGCUAUCCAAGAGGCCUGGGGCAUGGAGGUUCGCCAGAUACGCACCCAGCUCGGCAUUGUAGCCCGCAGGCUGCGCGGUCUUCAGCGCAUCCUGCGCCGCUUGGGAGAUGACGACGACUUGUCGCGGGCACUCGCGGAUUACUGGCGGGACGUGGCCGAUCACGUCAACGAGGCUUACGACGACACCUUGGCAAAUGUCGACAAGUCCAAGAGCAUGCUGCAGUCUUUCGAGCAGUUCAAGGAUAGUGAGCAGGACAAGGAGUCCAAGGAUCAAGACGAGCGCAUGAAUCGGAUCUUGUUUGUCCUCACUAUCGUAACAACGGUCUUCACACCCAUCACCUUCCUGGCUGGCGUAUACGGCAUGAAUUUUGCUGACGAAGACGGGCGCGCAACCAUUCCAGAAUUAUUAUGGCCUCGAGGCUACUUGAUAUUUUGGAUUUUCAUUUUGGUAUACUUCUGCCUGUCAGUUUUCGGCAGCGUGUGGCUCUGGCGAGGCUAUGCGAGGCCGCUACAGCAGCAUCAGCUGCCACAGCCAUCCAGGCAGGUCAGCCCAGAGCGACACACGACACCAGCACGGUCUUCGUACAUCUGUCUGGAUCACGACGGUGUGGAUGGUGUUUGA
Messenger RNA from Prorocentrum cordatum, 1902 nucleotides. NCBI's taxonomy places the organism in Eukaryota, Dinophyceae, Prorocentrales, Prorocentraceae. The record is from the annotation of a GenBank genome assembly.